AAAAAAUCAACUGCUGGUUACAAAUGUGUGGCUGAAGCUCGAAUGGAACGACAUGAACCUGCGCUGGAAUACUUCGGACUAUGGUGGGGUCAAGGACUUGCGUAUACCGCCGCAUCGCAUAUGGAAGCCCGACGUCCUCAUGUACAAUAGUGCUGAUGAGGGCUUCGACGGCACCUACCAGACGAACGUGGUGGUCCGGAAUAAUGGCUCGUGUCUGUAUGUGCCACCGGGAAUCUUUAAAUCGACGUGCAAAAUCGAUAUCACGUGGUUUCCAUUCGACGACCAGCGCUGCGAAAUGAAAUUUGGCAGUUGGACCUAUGAUGGAUUUCAGCUGGAUUUACAAUUACAAGAUGAAACUGGCGGUGAUAUCAGCAGUUACGUGCUCAACGGCGAGUGGGAACUACUGGGUGUGCCUGGCAAACGUAACGAGAUCUACUACAAUUGCUGCCCGGAACCAUAUAUAGAUAUAACAUUCGCCAUUAUCAUACGGCGUCGCACGUUAUACUAUUUUUUUAAUUUGAUUAUACCCUGCGUUCUGAUUGCGUCGAUGGCGUUGUUGGGCUUUACACUGCCACCGGAUUCGGGUGAAAAGCUAUCGUUGGGCGUCACCAUCUUACUCUCCCUGACUGUGUUUCUCAAUAUGGUCGCCGAGACGAUGCCGGCAACCUCAGAUGCCGUGCCCCUGCUAGGUACAUAUUUCAAUUGCAUAAUGUUUAUGGUAGCUUCAUCCGUUGUGUCAACGAUUUUAAUAUUAAAUUAUCAUCAUCGAAAUGCUGAUACGCACGAAAUGUCCGAAUGGAUACGCAUCGUCUUUCUUUGCUGGCUACCCUGGAUAUUGCGAAUGAGUCGUCCGGGUCGACCGCUUAUAUUGGAAUUCCCCACGACGCCCUGCUCGGACACAUCGAGCGAGCGUAAACAUCAAAUACUCUCCGAUGUUGAGCUGAAAGAGCGCUCCUCGAAGUCUCUGCUGGCCAAUGUGCUGGACAUCGAUGAUGAUUUUCGCCACAAUUGCCGACCCAUGACGCCCGGCGGCACACUUCCACACAAUCCAGCGUUCUAUCGCACGGUUUAUGGACAAGGCGAUGACGGCAGUAUUGGGCCCAUUGGGAGCACUCGCAUGCCCGACGCUGUCACGCAUCACACGUGCAUCAAAUCAUCAACAGAUUAUGAAUUAGGUUUAAUUUUAAAGGAAAUACGUUUUAUCACUGAUCAGCUACGAAAAGAAGACGAGGACAAUGACAUUGCCAAUGAUUGGAAAUUUGCAGCUAUGGUCGUUGACAGACUGUGCCUUAUCAUAUUCACAAUGUUCACAAUAUUAGCCACAAUAGCUGUACUACUAUCAGCACCACAUAUUAUUGUCUCGUAGCCAU
Molecule: messenger RNA, 1370 nt
Organism: Scaptodrosophila lebanonensis
Lineage: Eukaryota; Metazoa; Arthropoda; Insecta; Diptera; Drosophilidae
Gene: nAChRalpha5
Product: neuronal acetylcholine receptor subunit alpha-7
Exons: 9
Coding region: 53-1366 (437 amino acids)
Biological process (GO): nervous system process; monoatomic ion transmembrane transport; chemical synaptic transmission
Cellular component (GO): synapse; neuron projection; postsynaptic membrane
Molecular function (GO): acetylcholine-gated monoatomic cation-selective channel activity; transmembrane signaling receptor activity
Source: RefSeq, a predicted model, not a curated record